Leptinotarsa decemlineata (Colorado potato beetle) is the source of this 607-nucleotide messenger RNA. Its product is annotated as SRA stem-loop-interacting RNA-binding protein, mitochondrial-like. The record is from RefSeq and is a predicted model, not a curated record. Lineage: Eukaryota; Metazoa; Arthropoda; Insecta; Coleoptera; Chrysomelidae. Gene Ontology annotation, molecular function: RNA binding.
UCUAUCGCUUCCUUUCAGAAACCACUUUCAUAUAAGUGAAGAUAAAAACGGGUACCUGCUUCUCGAAAAGGUCCCAGUCGUUGCCAGUCUCUCGAGGCCUGUGGUUUCCUUCAAAAUCACCAAAAAUAGUGCAAUACCAUUCAAGGCCGCACAAUGGACCCUAGAAGAAAACUUCUGGCCGCUAUAGGAAAGUGUCAAUUCGAUAGUGACCCCGAUGCGAACAAAUUGUUCGUUACCCACAUUCAGGGAAUAGCGAAGAGAGCGUAUAUACGCCAACAUUUUAACCAAUACGGACGCGUUAGACGGGUACAGCUGGGUUUUGACAGAAGCACUGGAAAUUUCAAAGGAUACGCCUUCGUUCAGUUCGAGUUAGCUGAAGAUCUGGAUAAUGCUUUGGCAGCGGAAGAGCAUAUAAUCCAAGGACAUAAAGUUAUAGUCGCUAAAGUAGUUCCCAGACCACCCGAGGAUGUCGAUGUCACAUCCUUAUGUGACCAAUUUGAGGAAAAAUUGUGAUACGUUUGUGAGUCCACCAUUCUUCAGAGUUUACUUUUUGUUCAUAUAUUUGUGAGAAUAUAAUAGUUUCUGGGUAAUAUAAUCUCAUAUAUUA